GGCGAAGGCCUCCUCCAGCGCUGGGAGGUUCAGUGGCAGCAGUUCCUGAAGGAAGUGGAGUCUCCUCAUUCGGGAUGGGGAAUCCCGCCCCUGCCAGAGGAGCCCACCCCCUGGGAUGACGCCAAGGCUUUCUUGGCCUCCUUUGAGCAAGUGGCCAAAGCCUGCCAGUGGCCCAGGGGAGAGUGGGUGGCCCGACUCCUGCCGGCCCUCAGUGGGCAGGCUGAGUGGGCCUUCAGUGGCUUGGACGUGAGGGACAAGGGAGACUACGGGAAGCUGAAGGCGGCCAUCUUGCGGGGGGACGCCCUCAGCCGGGAGAAGCAGCGCCAGCACUUCCGGCGCUUCUGCUACCAGGAGGCCGAUGGACCGAGAGGGGCUCACAGCCGACUCCAGGAGCUCUGCCGUCAGUGGCUGAAGGUCGAGCGGCACACCAAGGAGCAGAUCCUGGAGCUGCUGAUCCUGGAGCAGUUCCUCAGCAUCCUGCCAUCCGAGAUCCAGAGCUGGGUGAGGGAAUGCGGGCCAGAUACCUGUUCCCAGGCGGUGGUCCUUGCCGAGGAGUUCCUGCGGAGGCAGCAGGAAACUGAGAGAAGGGAGCAUCAGGAACUGAUGCCAUUGGAGGAGGGAGCUGAGAGCUUUCCAGAGGCGGAGGCCUCUCCCCUGGAUCCCAGCCAGGGCCAGCCUCACCAGGACGCCAAGCGGGAGAGAGACAGCGAGAGCAGCCCCUUAGGUUACAGCCAAGUGAAUGAUCGACAGGAAAGACCUGGGCAACUGGAAGCAGUCUGGACAUGCCAAAGGAGAGCCCCCGAGAGCGGUUUUCCCGGACACGAGCCGGGAACCGUUUCUCAGAAUCAGCACAGGCCAAAGAUCCAGCCAGGGAACCGCACCAGGAACAGACUGGUGGUCUCCGUUCCUUCCACACCAAACAAAAAGACCCUCAAUGAAACCGUGCCGCCGCAGAUGCAGAACUUGAGUGGGGCUUUGGCGGAAGGCUUCAGACAGAACUCGGCCCUUCCCAAAGGGGAAAGUGUGCCUGGUCAGGAGAAGCCCUACAAUAAAUGCUCCAUCUGCAACAAAACCUUCGGCCAGAGUUCCCACCUUAAAUUCCACCAGAGGACCCAUGACUUGGAGAAACCCUACAAGUGUACGCAGUGUGGGAGCAGCUUCCACUCACGCCAAGGCCUCAUUUACCACCAGCGGAGCCAUGCGGGCGAGAAGCCGUACAAGUGCUCUUUCUGUGGGAAGACCUUCAGCCAGAGCUCGCACCUCCUCGUCCACAAGAGAAGCCACACGGGAGAGAAGCCCUUCAAGUGCCCCUCCUGCGGGAAGUGUUUCAGCCGCAACUCGCUCCUCACCGUCCACGAGAGGACCCACACUGGGGAGAAGCCCUAUAAGUGCUCCCAGUGCGGGAGCCGCUUCCACUCCGGCUCCGGGCUGAUCAACCACAAGCGGAUCCAUGCCGGGGUGAAGCCUUACAAAUGCCUGGCCUGCGGGCGGGAUUUCAUCCGCAAGGCUCACCUCAUUCGGCACCAGAGUGUUCACAGCAACGGCAAGGCCACGGAUCAAGAGCGGGCCGCUGAAGUGGGCCCUGCCGUCGGAAAUGAGUCCAGUGUCCACAGCAAAAUGUUGUCUGUGAAGAGUUCCGCAUUCAUGCUGACUUCCGUGAAGAGUUCGGCCUUCAUGCUUCGGAAGAAGAUGGAAGAACAAGACCAGAAGAUGGAAGAACAAGACCCUGUAGGCCCUGUGUCUGAGGAGGGGUCUGAAGGAGUAAGGAAAGUCCCUCAUGGCCUCCAAACUGGCAACAUUUGGGAAUUCCUGCAAAGGAAACCCCAGGAAGAACUGGAACAUGAACCAUGUGAGAGUUCACUUCUGCAGCCCCUAAAGACCAAGUCUCCUUUGUCCCAUGGGGAAGUUCCACAAGGGCCAAAGGAGUCAACCCCGUGGGAUGAUGCAAAGACCUUUCUGGCUUCCUUCGAGCAAGUAGCCAAGGCCUGCCAGUGGCCCCAGGAUGAGUGGGUAAGCCGACUACAGCCAGCCCUCAGUGAGGAAGCCAAGCGGGCCUUUAGUAUCCUGGAGACCAGCGGCAAAGAGGAUUGUGCGAAGGCAAAGGCAGCCAUCUUGCAGAGGGGCACCAUGGAUGAAAAUCACAAGGGCCCAAGAGGGACUGCCAACUGGCUCCAUGAACUUUGUCACCAGUGGAUGAUGGGAGAGAGGCCCUUGAAGGAGCAGAUCCUGGAGCAGAUGAUCCUGGAGCAGUUCCUGUACAGCCUUCCGUCCGAGAUUCAGAGCUGGGUCAGGGAACAUGGACCAGAGACCCUGUCCCGGGCAGUCGUCCUGGCAGAGGAGUGCCUGCUGAGGCAGCGAGAGGCCCAGACAAAGCGGAAAGAGUGUCCAGUUUCCUUUGAGGACGUGGCUGUGUAUUUCACUGAGGCCGAGUGGGCCCUGCUGGAUCCCGGCCAGAGAGCUCUCUACAGGGAAGUUAUGCUGGAGAAUUAUGGAAGCGUGGCCUCUCUGGAAAUGUCUCAGAUCUGCAAACCUGACCUUGUCUCCUGGUUGGAACAAGAGGAAGGAUUCUUUGUCCCAGGCUCUGAGGAAGGGCAGAUGUCGACAGCAGCAUUUGUAUGGAAGAGUGAGGAUGAACUACGAGAACGAGGAGAACUUCCCGCAGAAGGAGUGAAACGCCUACAGCCAGAAGAGGAUGUUCGGAAUCGAGAUGGAUCAAAGAGGUGGAAAAGAAAGGGAGAAAAGGGAAAACGUAAAGGGAGGAAGAAGUCUGCUGCCCUCUGGGGUGGGACUUUCCAUAAAACGCUGGUCCGUCAAAAAACACCACAAGAAAAGAAAAGGAAGAAGUGUCUCAUCUGUGAGAAAACAUUCAGCUAUGAAUCAAACCUCAAGACACAUGAAAGAAUUCACACAGGGGAGAGACCGUAUCAAUGUUCAGGGUGUUCCAAAAGCUUUUGCUAUCAAAGGAACCUUGUUCAGCAUUUAAGAACCCACACAGGAGAGAGACCGUAUAAAUGCUCGGGCUGUAACAAAAGUUUUCGUUAUCAAAGGAACCUAGCUCAGCAUUUUAGAAUUCACACUGGAGAGAAACCAUAUAAAUGCCUUGAGUGCGGAAAGAGCUUCAAUCAGAGCUCCAGCCUUACUUCCCAUCAAAGAAUCCACACAGGGGAGAAACCAUAUAAAUGCCUAGUGUGUGGAAAGAGCUUCAGUAGAAGCACAGGACUGUCUUCCCACCGAAGAAUCCACACGGAAGAGAAACCGUUUAAAUGCUUUGAAUGCGGGAAGAGCUUUGCCGCCAGCACCAACCUGGCUACGCACCAAACGAUCCACACGGGAGAGAAACCGUUCAAAUGCUCAGAAUGUGGGAAAAGCUUCAGACAGAACACGUGCCUCACUUUACACCGGAGAAUUCACACAGGAGAGAAACCUUAUGCGUGUUUCGAGUGUGGAAAGAGCUUCAGCCGGAGCACAAAUCUUAUUGCGCACCGGAGAACCCACAGAAAGGAGAGGCCGUUUAAAUGCUCAAACUGUAGCAAGAGUUUUAAAGAUCAGGCGAGCCUCCUUAAACAUAACAUGCUACACACAGGGGAGAAACCGUAUAAAUGCUUGGAGUGUGACAAGAGCUUCAGUUCGAAAUCAUACCUUGUUACACAUCAAAGAAUUCACACAGGAGAGAAACCCUAUGUGUGCUCAGAGUGUGGAAAGAGUUUCCGGCAGAAAGUAAGCCUCAUUUCCCACCAACGAAUUCACACGGGAGAGAAACCUUAUAAUUGUUCUGUAUGUGGGAAGCGCUUCAGUCAGAGUACACACCUCAAUUCACACAAAAGAAUCCACUCCAGUGAUAAACCAUAUAAUUGUUUAGACUGUAGUAUGACCUUUGGUGAACUGUCAGGGCUUGAUGAACAUUGGAGAAUCCAUGAAGCAAGAAAGCCAUUCAGCUGUUUAGAAUGUGGCAUGAGGUUUUGCAAGAACACAGAUCUUAGUUCACAUCAAAACAUUCACAACCGGGAGAAGUCAUAAAAAUGAAGCUUUCUCCAUUCAAAGUAAUCAUGAACCACAUCUUCUAACACAUUUUUACAGCAGAAAAGUCAUAUAAAUGUUCUGACUCCCUGCAAUAAACCAGGCCUGAUGUAUUCUACCUUCGCUGUGAGGAAACCUGGACAUAAAGCACAAAUAUACCAAGAAGAGUAUGAAAUGUUUGAACCAAUUCUGCUGUUUAUCCAUCACUCUGUGGAGAUGUGAACUGGGACAAUGCCUCCUUUUGCUUCGUAUAAAUACAGAGUUAGAUUUGAAAUCAUAUGUUAAGUAUCUAAUACUUUCCCCCACUUGACUUUCUUCUAAGGAGCUCGGCAUGGUGUAUACAGUUCUCCAUCCCUCCCCCUCCAUUUUAUCUCCACAGCAAUGUUAUAGAUUAGAGCACUGGAGUCAGACUUGGGAGAUGCAGAUUUGUCAUGGAAGCACUCUGGUGUUCUCAUUAGGUGAAAGGUCAGGUAACUAAUGGGCAGUAGGUUCAGG
This is a messenger RNA of Gekko japonicus, 4512 nucleotides long. Its product is annotated as zinc finger protein 287-like. The annotation marks the transcript as partial. Gene Ontology annotation, molecular function: DNA-binding transcription repressor activity, RNA polymerase II-specific. The record is from RefSeq and is a predicted model, not a curated record. The transcript is spliced from 8 exons. Gene Ontology annotation, biological process: negative regulation of transcription by RNA polymerase II. NCBI's taxonomy places the organism in Eukaryota, Metazoa, Chordata, Lepidosauria, Squamata, Gekkonidae.